Striga asiatica is the source of this 534-nucleotide messenger RNA. The record is from the annotation of a GenBank genome assembly. NCBI's taxonomy places the organism in Eukaryota, Viridiplantae, Streptophyta, Magnoliopsida, Lamiales, Orobanchaceae.
AUGGAUUUCUUUCUCCCUUCCGCUAAUUGCUUCGACGAGAGGUUGGAAAGUCUAAGUCCGAUCACGGAUCACAAUUACAGGAUCAAUGUAAUUGACCUCGGCUGGAUUCUCUCGACUCUUGAGCCUGCCAUUAUUGCUCAAGUUGUCGACUGUACCACCACUGCAGAUCUAUGGAAUGAUUUUCGAUCCACCUACUCGCAGCGCGCCUCUGCAUCUCGUGUUCUUGAUCUUCGCCUUCAACUCCAGACUCUCAAGAAAGGCUCCUCUUCGUGUCAGGAGUUUAUGAAGAAAAUGAAGAGUAUCGCAGAUCAACUUCCCUCGAUCGGUGUGCCCGUCUCUGAACAGGAUCUUGUCCUUCACGUGUUGACCGGGCUUGGAGCUGAGUACGAAUCUUUUGUCACCGCUAUUACUACACGAUCUGAUCUAGUGACCUGGCCUGACCUCCAAGGCCUUCUUCUGACACAAGAGCGGCGCCUCCAGGGGCCUUCAGGCACUCAAACAGAUAGUGAGACAGACACCAUCUAUAGAACUUGA